Messenger RNA from Pseudocercospora fijiensis CIRAD86, 876 nucleotides. RefSeq lists its product as uncharacterized. The transcript has a single exon. The record is from RefSeq and is a predicted model, not a curated record. The annotation marks the transcript as partial. Lineage: Eukaryota; Fungi; Ascomycota; Dothideomycetes; Mycosphaerellales; Mycosphaerellaceae.
AUCAACACCUCGCACACUUUAGGCUCUAUCAUACAAUCCUGUCGUUCCGAUCUGGAUAGCGCUCCUCGAAUUCUCUAUGGGUUGCCAAUACACGCAGCAGGGAAUCCCUCUCCUCCGCGAUCUGACGUCUCUGACGAAACCGAAACCAUCAUCCGUGGUGGCGCUGUCAGGCCUCCAAACUUGUGGAGACGCAAUACCGGCCGUGAAAUGAUUCGACGCGACGAGCCACAUCUUGGGUCCUAUGCUAGUCGCCUGAAAGAGCAUCUCGAUGCGCGUCACGAGCACAUGGACCAACCCGCUGCCACUCAGGUCGCUGAGGUCCAGCCGGAGUGGCGUCAGACUAUUCGAGUGCAGGGAAGAACUUUCGAGGGCCGCGCACCCACGAAAAAGGAGGCUUUUCACAUUGCGUGCCGGGAUGCAUGCAUCGAGUUUGGUCUUUGAGCAAUGUUUCUACGUCAAUCACAGUCAUCGAUUCAUUGCAAGUGUGUCCUGCAAGCGCGAGCUUCGUUUUUCACUCUCUAACGAAGCUUCCGCAUAAAUCUGUACAUCGUAGUGCACAACCUUGGUUAUGACUCGGCCUAUCUUUGCCAACUGCAAUGGAGACGGAAAGAUCAAAUACCAAAGCACAUGCCUCAUACAUGACACGAAAGCUUUACAACCACAUCUUUGCCGUUGCACUUUUACAGCAUGUCUCAUUUGAGUAUGUCGAGUACUCUCGACUCCUUCCAUCCCGUUCGACGUUGAGGCCCGAUCAAUCAGAUUGGCAUCGAUUCCAGGACGAACUCGCCCUUCUCUGUGACCCGGGUAAUGCAGGUCAGACUGUCUGCUCGAUAGCUGUGGAGCAAACCAGCUCUGCAUCAUUGUUCUGGAUCGCUG